Molecule: messenger RNA, 2520 nt
Organism: Pteronotus mesoamericanus
Lineage: Eukaryota; Metazoa; Chordata; Mammalia; Chiroptera; Mormoopidae
Gene: PNMA6E
Product: PNMA family member 6E
Exons: 1
Coding region: 1-2520 (839 amino acids)
Source: RefSeq, a predicted model, not a curated record
AUGGCACUGGCAUUGCUGCAGGACUGGUGUAGCCUGAUGGGUGUGAACGCCCACCGCUCCCUGCUCAUUCUGGGCAUUCCAGACGAUUGCGAGGACCAGGAGUUCCAGGAGGCUGUGCAGGCUGCCCUGCGGCGCCUGGGCAGGUACCGAGUGCUGGGCAAGGUCUUCAGAAGGGAGCUCCAGUCUAGCGUCGCCUUGAUCGAGUUCGCUGAGUAUUUAAACCGAAAUUCAAUCCCCCAACAAAUACCAGGCAGGGGAGGACCCUGGACUGUGGUCUUCCUGCCCCAGGUCCCCAAUUCUGAGCCACAAGAUAGACCUGAUUUCCCUGCACUGCUGCAGAGGCAAGCAGUGGCUGGCAGGGCAGGUGAGGCAAGAGCUGCAGGUGAGGAAGAAGCUGCAGGUGAGGAUGUGGCUGCAGGUGAGGGUGUGGCUGCAGGUGAGGGUAUGGCUGCAGGUGAGGGUAUGGCUGCAGGUGAGGGUGUGGCUGCAGGUGAGGAAGUAGCUGCAGGUGAGGGUGUGGCUGCAGGUGAGGAUGUGGCUGCAGGGGAUGUAGCUGCAGGUGAGGGUAUGGCUGCAGGUGAGGGUGUGGCUGCAGGUGAGGAAGUGGCUGCAGGUGAGGAAGUAGCUCCAGGUGAGGGUGUGGCUGCAGGUGAGGAGGCUGCAGUUGAGGAAGGGGCUGCAGGUGAGGAGGUAGCUGCAGGUGAGGGUGUGGCUGCAGGUGAGGGUGUGGCUGCAGGUGAGGGGGUGGCUGCAGGUGAGGAUGUGGCUGCAGGUGAGGGUGUGGCUGCAGGUGAGGGUGUGGCUGCAGGUGAGGAGGUGGCUGCAGGUGAGGAUGUGGCGGCAGGUGAGGAGGGAGCUGCAGGUGAGGAGGGAGCUGAAGAUGAGGCAGGAGAGUCAGAUGAGGAGGGAGCUGCAGGUGACACAGGGAUUGCAGGUAUGGCAGGAUCUGUGAGUAUGGCAGGAGCCUCAGGUGAGGCAGGAGCUCCCGGUGAGGAAGUCGUGGGUGUGGCAGGAGCCCCAGGACAGGCAGGAGCUUGGAACCAGCAAUGGAGGCAGGCCUUGCAGCCUGUGCUAGAAAAUAUGGCCUACCAGCAACUGAGAACCUUUUCUGGGAUGGAAGAGCCAGGCCACGGGGAUGAGUCCUUUGAGAGCUGGCUGGACCAUGCCCAUGACAUGCUAUACCUAUGGCGACACGUAUCAGAAAGGGAGAGGAGGAGAAGGCUGGUGGAGAGCCUGGGUGGCCCUGCACUGGAUGUUGUGAGAAGCCUCCUAAAUGAGAAUCCUGACAUCACUGCGCAGGACUGCCUGGCCGCACUGAUUCAGAUGUUUGGGAACAAGGACAAUCCUAUGACUUCACGGCUGAAAUUCAUGACUUGUGCCCAGCGGCCCCAGGAGACUCUCUUUGCCUACAUGAUGCGUCUGGAAAGCCUGCUGCAGGCGGCCAUAGAGAAGGGGGCCAUCCAACCCUCCAUGGCAGACCAGGUGCGUGCCCGGCAGGUGCUGAUGUGGGCCCGUCCCAAUGAGAUGCUCUGGAACACGCUGAGGAGAUUGCGGCUAGAGAGGAGAUCACCUAGCUUCCUGGGGAUGCUUCAGCUCAUUCGGGAGUCGGAGGCAUGGGAGGCCACUCCAACUACGAGCCAGCAGGCCCAAGUGGAAGAAGGGGCCUGUGUGGAUGUUGGAGACCUAGCUGCUGCCCACGCUGCCCCAGCCCGUGAAGAUGAUGGCGAGGCCGCCGUAGCCCGUGAAGAUGAUGGUGAGGCCGCCGCAGCCCCUGAAGGAGCUGCCCACGCUGCCCCAGCCCGUGAAGACGAUGGCGAGGCCAGCGCAGCCCGUGAAGACGAUGGCGAGGCCGCCGCAGCCCCUGAAGGAGCCGCCCACGCUGCCCCAGCCCGUGAAGGUGAUGGCGAGGCCGCCGCAGCCCGUGAAGGGGCUGCCCACGCUGCCCCAGCCCGUGAAGGUGAUGGCGAGGCCGCCGCAGCCCGUGAAGGGGCUGCCCACGCUGCCCCAGCCCGUGAAGGUGAUGGCGAGGCCGCCGCAGCCCGUGAAGGGGCUGCCCACGCUGCCCCAGCCCGUGAAGGUGAUGGCGAGGCCGCUACAGCCCCUGAAGAUACUUCCCAGGGUGUCCUUUCCAAGGAAGAUAGUGCCGAGGCCACUCCGGCCAAUGCAGUGGCCAGUGAGGCAGGUCCUGGCACUGCCGAUCCUGAUGGGGCUGCUUCUGAAACCGGUGGUGCCACCACGGCGGUCCCUGCCCUUGAGGAGACCUCCUCUGCCACUCAGCGAGGUGAAAAUGCUCUGGCUCCUGCAGGCCUAGGUCAGGCAGGACCCUCCCCUGCCCGUAUGGGCAGCGCUUCUGGGGUGGGCUCAAGAGGUCUUGGCGGUGAGCCAGAGGGCCAGGCCCAGGCAGGAGACCAGGAGGCCCAGGAGCCCCGCGAGGAGGGGCUCAAGCCCAUCCCGGAGGAGUUGGGAAGUGAGGACAGGGCUGGGGAGAUGAGUUCCCCUGAGCCCUCCUCCAGCAAAUAG